Messenger RNA from Vigna radiata var. radiata (mung bean), 668 nucleotides. Its product is annotated as ribonuclease 1-like. Gene Ontology annotation, molecular function: RNA binding; ribonuclease T2 activity. NCBI's taxonomy places the organism in Eukaryota, Viridiplantae, Streptophyta, Magnoliopsida, Fabales, Fabaceae. Gene Ontology annotation, cellular component: extracellular region. Bases 10 to 654 code for a protein of 214 amino acids. The record is from RefSeq and is a predicted model, not a curated record. The transcript has 2 exons. Gene Ontology annotation, biological process: RNA catabolic process.
GGUAAUAUCAUGUCUUUGGUUUUUGUUCUCUCUCUCUUUCUUCUCUUAGAAGUACCGAAAUCAUGUAGUGCUUACGAAUAUUUUAAGCUUACUCAAACAUGGCCAAAAGGCUAUUGUGAUAAGCAACUACAAGAAGGACAGCGAACAUGCAAAAUAAUACCAAAGAAAUUCAUUAUUCAUGGACUAUGGCCAGAACCUCAUGCAAAUGCAGAAAAUGGCAGUGUACUUAGCGAGCAUGAUAUAAAACCCGUGGAAAAAGAACUGAAGUUGGAUUGGCCAAGUUUAAAUGGCCACAAUCUUUACCUUUGGAAAGGCGAGUGGAGCGAGCAUGGAGUAAUCUCAGAGCACCAUUUCCCAAAACUGGAAUACUUCAAACUGGCGUUGGAAAUUUAUAAGAAAAACGACAUGUUCGAUAUCCUUAAAAAGGAAAAGGUUGUCCCAAAACCGAAAGAGCUUUAUGCUAGAACUUCCAUUCUUGAAGCAGUAAAGAAACACACUGAGCAUGAUGCUCAGGUUGAAUGUUUUACGGAUUCAAAAAAGAAUGUCAGUUCUCUUUAUGAAAUAAGGAUUUGUUUAACCGCCGAUGGAAGCUCAUACAGAGAUUGUCCCAAUCCUCAUGGUAAUUGUGGUGAUGAAUUAUUGUACCCAAAAUGAUGUGUCAAUUUUUG